Messenger RNA from Metarhizium acridum CQMa 102, 1083 nucleotides. RefSeq lists its product as uncharacterized. Lineage: Eukaryota; Fungi; Ascomycota; Sordariomycetes; Hypocreales; Clavicipitaceae. The record is from RefSeq and is a predicted model, not a curated record.
AUGUUUCCCAUCUUCCUUUUUGUCGCCAGCGCCCUUGGUGCAGAAAUGAGUCCUUUAAAGAGACAAAUUUUAAAGUUUCAGCCGGAACGGGUCGAGUUCUACAAGGAUGUCGCCCGUGCACUGCUCCCGAAGAGAUUCUGGGCAGCCCAACCAAGCUCCUAUAAGCCGCUCGUUGGUGCCGCCGUGAAACCCGUUUGCGGGUGCAGUGUCGAAGACAUGUUUCAGCUGCACGAUGUCUUCUUUUCAAAUAUAACCGGACCCGUGGAUGUCGACUUUUACCCCAAUGCGGACUCUCAACCACUGGAAGGUGAAAUCUGGUUCGAGUCAUCUACAGCAACAAUCGACACUAGCACGUUUAAAUGGGAGCAAAAUGGCGAAGUCUCUUUUGAAUGGUCUUUCCAAGUCGCCGGUGCAGGUCCAAAGGCGGGUCUCAAGCUCGGCUACAAGGUCGGGCAAGACAGCACCGAGACCAAGACAACUACGUUUACGAAAAAGAGGAAACUCUCAUGCCCCCAAGGCCACCUAUGUCAAGUCCAGACCUGGAGCUUUUCUGCUUCCAUUCCUGGGAAUUACUUCAAGGUGCCGGUUGUUGACUUCAAGUGUCUUCCGGCAUGCUUGAGGUGGAAGCACGAGGAGACGGGUUUAUAUCACGAGCUGAACUCGACGUCCAAGGUGGCUCUCGCUGCCCUCGCCGGCAAGUCGUCCACGUGGGAUUCUCUGGGAAAGGAGUACUUUGAGUUGCGCGACAAGGAUAACAACCCCGUCUCUUCUUGCCCCCCUGGAGGCGAGACGAUUGUCGGCAUUCAGUUCCCCCCCGAGUCUGUCAAGACCAUUUACACGCAGGCCAAGCCUCACAACCCUUCGGUUCCCAUCUUGGAUGAAACAAAGAAGCCCUACCAGAUCCAAAUCAUGCUGGACUUUUAUAUGAAGAAUUCCCCAGGCGAGAAGAAGCGCGAGGCCGUGGUCGCUAGCCUUACGCAAGAAGACCUGGAUGCCAUGAAGCCUGAAGAUGUCGAGGUAAAGUUUUUUGUUAUAGAUUCCAACAUCCCUGGAGUUCAUGCCGACAAGAACAUUGGAAACUAG